AUGGCCCCACCCUUAGCUGUGCUGCAGGUGCUGCUGCUCCUAUUGGUGUCUAUCGUCCAUGGGGGUUAUUCUCCCUCAGACGAAGACAUCCAGCUUUCCGACACGUUCGGAGGCUCCGGCGGCGUCUCGUUCUCGGACAUCGAGUUGGUUGAGUUUGGCCAAACCGCCAGUUCGAUCACCAUCAGCGCCAAGAAGCGGGUCACGUCGAUCGUCCUGCGAGUGGCGACGCCAGCCGAGCUGACGCUUUCCCAUGGCGGAUCAAGCGGGACAGACCACACACUAACUCUGGCGGAGGGCGAGUACGUCAAGUCCAUGGAGGUUCAUUGGGCCCGGAAGGGGCUGAGCUCGCGCAUCUUCUACCUCAAGUUCGGCACCAACAAGGGCCACUCGGUGUCUGCAGGUACGCCGACCGAGAACAACUCGACGGUGACUGCCCCCGACGGCUUCCAGCUCAGUGGGUUCUUCGGUCGAGCCGAGGGGGAACUCAACCAGGUGGGCGCUAUCUGGACGCGGAUCAACGCCAAGACCAAGCGUCUGACCGAUAGAAUGGGCUCCGCUUGGUACGGCGAUCGCAUUCGGAACUGGGUGGGGCCUACGAUCGGACACGCCAGUGACUCGGCGUGUUACAGGAAGACGGAGCCUUUCGGCAGCACCAAAGCGUGUCCUCGAGGCUACAACAACAGCGGGAUCAGCUGCAUGGCCCAGUGUCCGCUUGCGUAUCCCGUCGACUGCUACCAGGAGUGCAUCCCGCAGAAUGACGACUGCAACGGGGAGAUCAUGAGCAAGGCGGCGUCUGUGGUGGCUGCAGUGUUCAACACGGUGACGGCUGGAAUCUUUGGCGCCAUCUUUUCGUCGUACAAGAAAUCCAAGCAGAGUUUCCUCUGCGCUGCGAACAUCAUCGGCGUGAUCAAGUCUCUGAUCUACUACCUUCGAUUCCAGCAGACGACGGCGCCGCAAGGAACAGUGCAAGAAAUGCUCGCCGUUGCCUACCAGUCUGACGUUGUGAUCUUCUCCAUGCCCAUUGCCGUGGCAAACUGUCUCGGGAUCAAAGUGUCGGGCAAAGUCAAGUUCGCCGACAUCGUGUACGUCAUCGUGGAGAACAUCGUCAAGCAGGUUAUCAUCAACGGCGAUCAGAUCCUCUCCUCCGCCACGAAUGUCCUCGCUCUUCUCACAAACACCAGCACAUUGAAUAACUCGACGGACGAAUCCACCGUCGAAGAGCUGCAAGACCUCCUCGACUCCAACUCCACCUGCGGGUACCAGGUCAAGAACCUCACAGACCACGUCAUCACCUCGGUUAGAGAGAUCCGCAACGCAACACCAGACGCCAGUGUCAACGAUAUCCGCGUGAAGAUCAGUAAGUCACCGCUCGUGCUGAGAGAUAUCCCCACGGCUACCAACAAUUGCAUGCGCGAGCUGCUGGGCAACAAGACCAGAGAGGCGGCGUUCGAAACGCGCGACUUGAUCCGAAAGACGCUCGGGGUGAUCGUCGACCAGCUCGUGGAAACGAACAAGACCGACUUGGGGCAGUCCACUGCGGAACAGGACUACACAAUGGAGGCAGCUAACAUGGCGCUGGUUGUGCUCGGAGGCAUGGAUCCGACGGGAAUUGCUUGGAUGGUCUCCCAGUUCGUGCAGCCGACUUGUGGCCCGACGGAAUUCAUCGGCGAGGUUGACGACGGUACUCUGUACGACGCACUAGGGCUCAAGACUGUGGACGAGGCGUUCAAAGGCAGCUACGGCACGUGGACGAAGGAGGGGGAUGACAUGAUGAACCUCUUCUUCGAAAGCACCGACACGAAGGACGUGACGGUCGUUCUCCACUCCGGCGGCCAAGAGUAUGCAAAGGUUGAGGUGCCUGCCGGGACGACUGUGAACUGGAGCGACAAGAUCGUGAAUUUGCACGAUAAGGUGCUGUAUCUGGAUCGCUGGCGCAGGACUGUGGUGGGCGUUCCGUCAUCAGCCGGCGGUUCUCUGGUACUCUGGGUCCCAAGAUCGUCCCAGGGUGGCCAUCUAACCAUGCAUGUUCGUGUCAACGUAAGCUAA
Molecule: messenger RNA, 2046 nt
Organism: Phytophthora sojae
Lineage: Eukaryota; Oomycota; Peronosporomycetes; Peronosporales; Peronosporaceae
Exons: 1
Coding region: 1-2046 (681 amino acids)
Source: RefSeq, a predicted model, not a curated record